Molecule: messenger RNA, 2375 nt
Organism: Rhinopithecus roxellana (golden snub-nosed monkey)
Lineage: Eukaryota; Metazoa; Chordata; Mammalia; Primates; Cercopithecidae
Gene: GLT8D1
Product: glycosyltransferase 8 domain containing 1
Exons: 11
Coding region: 900-2015 (371 amino acids)
Cellular component (GO): Golgi apparatus
Molecular function (GO): glycosyltransferase activity
Source: RefSeq, a predicted model, not a curated record
GACGGGCCGAUACAGCCCAUGUCCCCGCCCCGCGCCAUUGCUAGGCGACGUGCGCUUUUGCCGCGGCGUGCUGCCCGCGAGGGCAGCUGAGGUGGUGGCGGCGGCGGCCGCCGCGUCGAGGCAUCGCGCGGCCGUGAAGGGUUCACCGUCAGUGCUGUUGGGUGCUUGGAGCCGCGGGCCCCGUCCCGAAAACUGUCCUUGACAGUGCCUGCGCGGCCCAAUGGCCGCCAGCGCGCGCCGCGUCUCCAUGGCGACGGUAUUUUCUCUGCGAGGACCCCGGCGGUAGGGCUGCCCCGCUGCGCCUGCUUGGCGCGACGCUCUAGCGGUUACCGCUGCGGGUUGGCUGGGAGUUGUGGGGCUGCGCGGCUGCCACGGAGCUAGAGGGCAAGUGGGCUCGGCCCAGCGUGCAGGGGACGCGGGCAGCCAGACAACGGGCUAGGCCCCGGGGCCUGCGGCGCGGGCGCUGAGCUGGCAGGGCGGGCCAGGGCUGCAUCCCCAUCUCCUCCAUCGCCUGCAGUAAGGGCGGCCGCGGCGAGCCUUUGAAGGGAAGGACUUGUCGGAGCCCUAACCAGGGGUAUCUCUGAGCCUGGCGGGAUCCCCGGAGCGUCACAUCACUUUCCGAUCACUUCAAAGUACAGCGGACCGAGGACACGGUUGUUACCAAGACCAGGCUGUUGCCUUGGAAGAGCCCAGAGCGUGUCAAGGGAGACAGCCACAUCACGCCAGAAAUACGUGACAGCUGGAUUAGCCCUGGGAGAGGGAGGCUCAGAUGUGGGAGCUCAGGGGAGGUGCAGCUCAACGUGGAGUUUGGAGGAGGCUACCUUGACUUCUGAAAGCCAAGUGGGAGCCAGCCAGAUGAAAGGGGUUAAUAACUACUAUUUAUAUGACAGAAGAAAAAGAUGUCAUUCCGUAAAGUAAACAUCAUCAUCUUGGUCCUGGCUGUUGCUCUCUUCUUACUGGUUUUGCACCAUAACUUCCUCGGCUUGAGCAGUUUGUUAAGGAAUGAGGUUACAGAUUCAGGAAUUGUGGGGCCUCAACCUAUAGACUUUGUUCCAAAUGCUCUCCGACAUGCAGUAGAUGGGAGACAAGAGGAGAUUCCUGUGGUCAUCGCUGCAUCUGAAGACAGGCUUGGGGGGGCCAUCGCAGCCAUAAACAGCAUUCAGCACAACACUCGCUCCAAUGUGAUUUUCUACAUUGUUACUCUCAACAAUACAGCAGACCAUCUCCGGUCCUGGCUCAACAGUGAUUCCCUGAAAAGUAUCAGAUACAAAAUUGUCAAUUUUGACCCUAAACUUUUGGAAGGGAAAGUAAAGGAGGAUCCUGACCAGGGGGAAUCCAUGAAACCUUUAACCUUUGCAAGGUUCUACUUGCCAAUUCUGGUUCCCAGCGCAAAGAAGGCCAUAUACAUGGAUGAUGAUGUAAUUGUGCAAGGUGAUAUUCUUGCCCUUUACAACACACCACUGAAGUCAGGACAUGCAGCUGCAUUUUCAGAAGAUUGUGACUCAGCCUCUACUAAAGUUGUCAUCCGUGGAGCAGGAAACCAGUACAAUUACAUUGGCUAUCUUGACUAUAAAAAGGAAAGAAUUCGUAAGCUUUCCAUGAAAGCCAGCACUUGCUCAUUUAAUCCUGGAGUUUUUGUUGCAAACCUGACAGAAUGGAAACGACAGAAUAUAACUAACCAACUGGAAAAAUGGAUGAAACUCAAUGUAGAAGAGGGAUUGUAUAGCAGAACCCUGGCUGGUAGCAUCACAACACCUCCUCUGCUUAUCGUAUUUUAUCAACAGCACUCUACCAUCGAUCCUAUGUGGAAUGUCCGCCACCUUGGUUCCAGUGCUGGAAAACGAUAUUCACCUCAGUUUGUAAAGGCUGCUAAAUUACUCCAUUGGAAUGGACAUUUUAAGCCAUGGGGAAGGACCGCUUCAUAUACUGAUGUUUGGGAAAAAUGGUAUAUUCCAGACCCAACAGGCAAAUUCAACCUAAUCCGAAGAUACACCGAGAUCUCAAACAUAAAGUGAAACAGAAUUUAAACUAUAAGCAUUUCUCAGGAAGUCCUGGAAGAUGGCAUGUAUGCAAAGUAACAGUUGCGAGGCUUCAAUGCCUAUCGUAGCAAGCCAUGGAAAAAGAUGUGUCAGCCGGGUAAAGAUGACAAACUGCCCUGUCUGGAAGUCAGCUUCCCAGACAGACUAUAGACUAUAAAUAUGUCUCCAUCUGCCUUACCAAGUGUUUUCUUACUACAAUGCUGAAUGACUGAAUGACUGGAAAGAACUGAUACAGCUAGUUCAGCUAGCUGGUACGGAUAAUUCAAAACUGCUGUUGGCUUUAAUUUUGUAACCUGUGGCCUGAUCUGUAAAUAAAACUUAACAUUUUUCAAUAGG